Molecule: messenger RNA, 1961 nt
Organism: Lathyrus oleraceus (garden pea)
Lineage: Eukaryota; Viridiplantae; Streptophyta; Magnoliopsida; Fabales; Fabaceae
Exons: 2
Coding region: 450-1952 (500 amino acids)
Source: RefSeq, a predicted model, not a curated record
UGGAUCAGUAAGGAAAAAACGUGUGGUGAGAGAAACAGAGAAUUGAAAAGAAAUAUUUUUCCAAAAGCAUUACCAUAUUUUCACUUGUUCUUCAUUUUCGGUAACCCAAAAUCGUCCCGAUUAUUCACCGAAACACAAAACCGAUUUCAUAUCUUUGAAGUUCGUUGAGUCCAGGUCACAAAUAUCCAAGGUUCAUUUCAUUCCGGCGUCGUUUCACCGAUCAAAAGCGACGUUGAAGUCAGGUACUCACGAAGGCAGCCAACACUGCGUCGGUGACGGUUUCCAGCUUUCGGUCGAUCAUUUGGACGAUCAGAAGUUCAUCCUCUUCACACAAGGUAAUAUUCUUCACUUAUCUUUGAAAUCGGAGCCAGCACUGCGUCGGUGACGGUUUCCAGCUUUCGGUCGAUCAUUUGGACGAUCAGAAGUUCAUCCUCUUCACACAAGGAAACAUGGAUUUUGGACAGAGAAGUGUGAAAAAGUACAAUCUCAUCAAUCCAAAGAUAGAUGAACUAAAGAAACUGGUUUCUUCGAUCGCAGAUCCUAUUGGUUUCAGAGACAGAUAUGGGGCACUUAUAUCUUUAUUGACACUUAGGAUGGAAGAAGGGUUAUUGCAGACAUUAGUACAGUUCUAUGAUCCAGUAUAUCACUGUUUCACAUUCCCAGACUAUCAACUCAUGCCUACAUUGGAAGAGUAUGCCCAGUUGCUUCACAUCCCAGUUGCUGAUACAGUACCUUUCUCUGGUUCAGAAAAGUUACCCGAGCACAGUUCUCUUGCAAAAGUGUUGUACAUGAAGAAGUCAGAAUUCAAGAAUAACUUCACCACCAAAGGAGGACUUCCAGGUUUCACUGCCAAGUUCUUAAUGGGGAAGGUUUCUUAUUUUGCCAGUCAAGGUUGUGAUAUUAUUGUGGAGCAUCUGUUCGCCUUGUUGAUCUACGGUUUGUUACUAUUUCCUAAUAUUAAAGGUUUUGUGGAUUCAUAUGCUAUACGCAUCUUCCUAAGUGGUAAUCCUGUUCCAACUUUGCUCGGAGACACCUAUCAUUCCAUCCAUUACCGUACUUUGAAAGGAGGAGGAACCAUAGUCUGCUGUAUACCGUUACUCUACAAAUGGUUUGUCUCUCAUCUUCCUAAGUCAGCUACUUUUUGGGAUCGCAAGUCAGGACUUCAGUGGUCACAGAGGAUUAUGUCUCUUACCCAGUCAGAUAUUGCAUGGUAUAGUAGAGUUUUAGACGAUGUGAAGAUCAUUGAUAGUUGCGGGGAGUUCCCCAAUGUGCCCCUCAUGGGCACAAAGGGAAUCAUUUCUUAUAAUCCAGUACUUGCUAGGAGACAACUCGGUUACCCUAUGAAGGACAAGCCUCCUAACAUUCUUUUAGAAGGUAUUUUCUUGAGGGAUAACGAGGAGGACCCUACCAUGAAAGAGAGAGUAGUAAGAGCUUGGCAUCGUGUUUGUCGCAAAGGGAGACUUGAAUUGGGUAAGAAAGAUUGUACCUCCUAUGAGCCGUACCUCCAGUGGAUCAGAGCCAGAUCUAUACAGUUGAAAAUGCCAUACCCACAUCAUGAUCCUAUCAAACCCGCUCCGUUGAAGACCCUCUACCUUCCGCUAGAUGACAAAGAAGAACUCCAAGCCACCUUGGAGAGGGUCGAGAAAGAGAGAGAUGCUUGGAAGAUUAAGGCCCAGGUGCUCGAAAUGGAAAAUGAAGAACUUCAGAGACAGUUAAAGGAGCAGAGUGGAGAAGAUCGUGCAGGUAAAUGUCCAAGGGUGCAAGAGGAUUUAUUUUCCUCAGGCACAACAGAUUACUCCCAGAUUCCACAGUCCUCAGGUGCAUGGAAAGGUCUUGUAGACAGUUUGGUGAAGGAGAAAGCUUUUAUGCAGAAGGCCUAUGAAGAAAGAAUUGAGAGACUUGAAGGACAACUCCUACUUGUUUAUGCUCGUCCUGAUGACACAUGUCCUUAAAUGGUUUUC